Messenger RNA from Bombina bombina (fire-bellied toad), 2624 nucleotides. It is a transcript of the gene CD82, whose product is annotated as CD82 molecule. The coding region runs from base 248 to 1003 and encodes 251 amino acids. The record is from RefSeq and is a predicted model, not a curated record. NCBI's taxonomy places the organism in Eukaryota, Metazoa, Chordata, Amphibia, Anura, Bombinatoridae. Gene Ontology annotation, cellular component: membrane. The transcript has 9 exons.
UUUGUCAGAGCAGCUGCUAACAGUCUGGGAGGUUGGACACGGAGACACCGGAGCAGGACGAGCACUGAGACAGACAGUUGGGAUUCGGGCACAGAGCUGGGAGUAACAUAGAGAGACUGAUCAGGGCACAGAGGAGCAGAACAGAAGAGAAUAUAUAGAAGAGUUACAGACAGGUGCUGCUGGGAUUACACGGGGCAGCCUGACACCUCUACUGAAAGUGAAAGAAAGAUCCUGACCCAGAGCAGAGAUGGCUGACGGCUGUUUGAAAGUCACUAAGUAUUUCCUGUUUGUCUUCAACCUUUUGUUCUUUAUUUUGGGAGCUGUGAUCCUGGGCUUUGGAAUAUGGAUCCUUGCAGACAAAACCAGCUUCAUAUCAGUCUUGCACAAUUCUUCAGAAAAUAUGAGAAUUGGUUCCUACAUCUUGAUCGCUGUCGGAGGGGUGACGAUGGUGAUGGGGAUCCUAGGCUGCGUAGGGGCGGUUAAUGAGGUCCGGUGCCUGCUGGGGCUGUACUUCACCUUCUUGCUGAUUAUCCUAAUCGCUCAAGUUGUCGCUGGCGUUCUAAUUUACUUCCAGCAAGACAAACUAAAAUUGGAAAUGGAGUCCAUAGUCAAUAAAACCAUUUUGACUUAUGAGGAAGGAAACUACACAAGCGCAGACAACGUGUGGGAUUACAUACAGAGUAAUCUGAAGUGCUGCGGAUGGACUGACUAUAAGAUCUGGACCAUGAAUCCUGCACUCAGCAAUAAUAGCACAUUAUAUCCCUGCUCUUGUGGCACCGUUGAAAUCCAAACCAGUGGUUUCUGCAACAGCAGCAGUACUGACUGGCCUGUUUACAAAAAGGGGUGCAUGGAUGGAGUGAAGAGCUGGCUGCAGGAUAAUCUGGGCAUCAUCCUUGGAGUAUGUGUUGGUGUUGCUGUCAUUGAGCUCCUGGGCUUGAUCCUGUCCAUAUGCCUUUGCCGAAACAUCCAAAGUGAAGACUACAGCAAAGUGCCCAAAUACUGAUUGGCUGGUGCCAGAACUUCACAUCAAGAUGCAAAUCGUCCCCACCUCACACCAUCGAACCCAGUCAGGCACCAUGUAUAUAGACAACAAAAGGAUCUUGCUUAAAGGGAAUAUGAUUUCAUAGUUUUGCUUUCUCUCCAUUCACUUCCAGGGACGCUUAUAUUUGUAGAUAAUAUUCUGUGGGGGGAGAUGUUUUGAACUGUUUGCUUAAUGUGCCUUAGAUAUUCCCAGGAAAAUUGUUGAUAAUAUUAGUUGGAAAAAAAUAGGAGAAUUAAAAUCGGGACACUGUGAUGGGUGGAGAGAGGUCUAUAGUUUGAAGGAUAAAAAAAAAAGUGUUUGAAAAAUAAAUUUUAAAAAGCUCUAUGUAUAAAUAUAUAAUUUGGGGAAAAGAUUGAAACUUUUAUUUCUGUAAAGAAUUCUUAGCAUUUUUUGUAAAUAAUGUUUGGAAAUUAUUGACACUGAGCACGUCAGUCAGCAUAUAUUACCCCUUGUUCACUUAUGACCUUUGUAACAAAAUAUUACUGCAGCAUAUAUUACCCCUUGUUCACUUAUGACCAUCAUAUCACAAAUAUUAAUACAUGCACAUGGAAUUUCGCAUUUUGUCACCAUGGGUAGGAGGCAAUGCUGAUGAGCUUCUCUAGCAAAGGAGUUAAAAUAGGACUCAUCUCCAGUGUACACUGCUCCAGUAUUCUGUUGCUUCUAUUUUUAGUUUAUGCUUUGUUAUAUUUAUAAUGAUUGCUAACCUCUCUAAGUAGCCAUAUUUAAGAUUACCCAGAAGAACUCUGGCUAGUUCCAAAUACUCUCCUGAGAAAAUUCUUUAAUAAAGGACCAGAGACAUCAAUAAAAUAUUAUGCAAAAGGUCAUCUUGACCCUACAAGGGUAUCGGGAGAAUAUUAAACUUGAAUAAUAUAACCCCUCUCAAUUAUUUUUUUUUACAUAUAUAAUUAUGUUUUUAGUUCAAACACGUAUAUCUAAUCCCCCAUUCAAUUUUAUUUGCCAAGACUGCUGUGUGUAACACAUUUACAGUUACAGGAGUUGCAUCCUUAGAGGAUAGCACAUUACGUUUAUCGUUGUCCACUCUUUGCCUGCUUAGUACCAGAAUAGGAGAUGUCACUAUGGUUUCCAUAGUUUGGCUCCGUGGAUGAUAAUGUAAGGAGAAUAAAACUUUUUUUUGUUUUAAAGUGAGAAUUUAAACUGUUCCGACACUACUUUUAUUUCUGCAAUAUAGAAAGUGAAUAUAUUGAUAUUAAAUAUUUUAUAUUCUGUCUGCCCUUCAUCAUUCCAGGGUUUAAUGUAGGGAUUAACAUUUUGAAAGCAUGGCAGCCAAGACUCCAAAAAUUUUAAUUUUGGCUCCUAACAUUUUUUGAUUUUUUUUAGGUAUAUCAUCUUGAGUGUUUAUUAAUUUCAUAAUAUGAUAUCAUCGUGUUGUUGGAAAGGGGCUCAAUCCAUUAAGUGACCAAUUACAUGCAGUGUAUAAUGGUCAGAAAUAUACACUGCUGGACCCUCCAGUAUGAUGUGUACCUGGAUUCCAACAUUCCAGUAGUAAAUACAAUGAAUUGUCUUAAUCUCUGAUGUUUUUCAACCAAAUCAGAUCACGUCAUUAAAAGGUUUGUGAAAUUUA